Messenger RNA from Myotis daubentonii (Daubenton's bat), 4940 nucleotides. RefSeq names its product ring finger protein 41 (gene RNF41). Gene Ontology annotation, molecular function: ubiquitin protein ligase activity; zinc ion binding. Gene Ontology annotation, biological process: regulation of canonical NF-kappaB signal transduction; protein ubiquitination. NCBI's taxonomy places the organism in Eukaryota, Metazoa, Chordata, Mammalia, Chiroptera, Vespertilionidae. Gene Ontology annotation, cellular component: plasma membrane signaling receptor complex. The record is from RefSeq and is a predicted model, not a curated record.
GCGGGGCCGAGGGCCGUCUCACCCAGCGGCGAGUGGUCGGAACCUUCCUCCCUCUCCUUCCCUUCCCCUUCCCCUCCCAGGAAAGGCUGGGACUCGGCACCGGGGCUGUCCCGUGGCCGCGGCGGCCUCAGCUCCCGCCGGGCUGGGGUACGGAGAGUCCGACCGCUUCCAGGGCGAGUGCUCCCGAUUGAUUGUGACAUCACAUCCAUCCCCUUGGUGAUGGAGCUUAUCACUGAGAAGGAACAUGCAGUUGGAGAAUAGCCAACAAGAUGGGCUGCUGGGAGCGUCCCCUGAGUGGCACUGAGUGGAGGCGUCAGGGGGUUGGAGCCUUGUGAACAGGGAGCCUGUCCCCCAACACUUGGAAGGGCCUGGGUUUCAGUGAUGAGACAUGGGGUAUGAUGUAACCCGCUUCCAGGGGGAUGUUGACGAAGAUCUGAUCUGUCCUAUUUGCAGUGGAGUCUUGGAGGAGCCAGUCCAGGCACCUCAUUGCGAGCAUGCUUUCUGCAAUGCCUGCAUCACCCAGUGGUUCUCUCAGCAGCAGACGUGUCCGGUGGACCGCAGCGUAGUGACGGUUGCCCACCUGCGCCCAGUACCUCGGAUCAUGCGGAACAUGUUGUCAAAGCUGCAGAUUGCCUGCGACAACGCUGUAUUUGGCUGUAGUGCUGUUGUUCGGCUUGAUAACCUCAUGUCUCACCUCAGUGACUGUGAGCACAACCCAAAACGGCCUGUGACCUGUGAACAGGGCUGCGGCCUGGAGAUGCCCAAAGAUGAGCUGCCAAACCACAACUGCGUUAAACACCUGCGCUCAGUGGUACAGCAGCAGCAGACACGCAUCGCAGAGCUGGAGAAGUCCUCGGCUGAACACAAACACCAGCUGUCGGAGCAGAAGCGAGACAUCCAGCUGCUGAAGGCAUACAUGCGUGCAAUCCGCAGUGUCAACCCCAACCUUCAGAACCUGGAGGAGACAAUUGAAUACAAUGAGAUCCUAGAGUGGGUGAACUCCCUGCAGCCAGCAAGAGUGACCCGCUGGGGAGGGAUGAUCUCCACACCAGAUGCUGUCCUCCAGGCUGUAAUCAAGCGCUCCCUGGUGGAGAGUGGCUGUCCUGCCUCUAUUGUCAACGAGCUGAUAGAAAAUGCCCAUGAGCGAAGCUGGCCCCAGGGUCUGGCCACACUAGAGACAAGACAGAUGAACCGGCGGUACUAUGAGAACUAUGUGGCCAAACGCAUCCCUGGCAAGCAGGCUGUUGUCGUGAUGGCCUGUGAGAACCAGCACAUGGGCGAUGACAUGGUGCAGGAGCCGGGGCUCGUCAUGAUAUUUGCCCAUGGCGUUGAAGAGAUUUAGAUCCCGGCGGGCUGUCAGGAAGAGAUGGAAAUCAGAAAAUCUCAUCACUCCAGUAGCUGAGCCCUGAGUCCUCCCCCCUGUCCUUAAUCUUGUGGCUUAUCCUUGAGCCACACAUCUCCCUGCUCUUCGGGCACUGAGGGGCCCUGGAACACUUUGCUCAGCCUUGUGGGUGGGAAACCCAGGUUCCCUUCUUUUGCCUAAUUCCUUCCCCUAAGAUGUCUGUAAAUUUUCAGUCUGGUUGGGAAAGUCCCCAUUCUAUAUCCACUUUCCUGCCUAGGGUCCCUGGUUCCAGAUAUUUUCAGAAAGCACAAAGAUACUCAUUUUCUCUUGAAGGAUCAGGGUGGAGUGAGACAUUUUGAAUCAUUCCCCUCUUCAAACCAGGGAAUCUGAGCAGGCAGGCCUGUUGACUCUAAACACUUAGCGGGCAGCUCUUGGGAGCAGACAUCCUGAAGAAAUAGUAAGGGUGGAACCAAAACCCUAGAAGUAAUGAGCCAGUAACUGGCCAUCAUUGAUGGCCCUUAGGGGAAGACUGGAACUCUGUGCCAAGCAAUACCUUGUUUAGUCCAUCUUAAAGGUGCAGGCUCCCAUUGGUCUGCAGGUGUGCAGGUUGGGAUGCCGAAAAUUUCCAGAUGAGCUCUUCUUUCCUAUACUUUCUCUUAGUUAAGGAAUGCAGGAGUGGGAGUAGGGGUUAGUCUGUUGGGGUGAAUAUGCUCAGCACGAAGCAGCUCUCUGGCAUUUGCUGAAGUCAGUAGGCACCUGCCUCUAGCACAGGCCAUAGUAGCUCCCUGCCCCUCCAGCCCUGUGAUUGAACUAGUCAUUUUGAUAAUUCCCUUUGGCCAUUGUGGUGUGUUUAUAUUUCACUCCCACAUUUUUUUUUUAAGAAUGGCCUACUUAAGGCUACCCCACUUUUCCAGCCCAGCCACAUUGUUGGCAAUUUAAUUUAUUUACUUUUUUUUUUUAAAGAAAGGAAAAAGAAAAAAAUGAACAAAACUUAAAAUUUUUCUUUUAUUGUUCCUAUGGUGGGGAUUCUGAAUAGGGUGGGACAGGGGUGGGGUCUAUUUUAUAUUUUUCCUUUUCAGCACAACCUUUGGCUAUAAUGUAGGAAGGGCCAAAGGAGUCCUUGGCGGAACUUAUGUCGGCUCCAGCCCUCCGUAACCCACUCUGAGAUGAGCUUCCUUUCUUCCAGGGAUGGAUGUGACAGGCAGCACCGAUGCCCGAGCCUCUGGGGAACUGCUCCUGGCCCUUCCAGGGUCUCAUCAUGAAACUUUGGAUUUAGAGUAUUAAUUUUGAAGAAACCACCCCAUUUCCUUGGAGACAUAUAGCUGGGUUCUAAGCUUCACCAGGCAAGAUGGGGCAGAAAUUAUGCCUUUGUCCCUGAGUACAGACAAUACUCUGUCCCAUCCACACCCCUGAAUGGCUACAGCUCCAUUUCAGACUACACAGGCAUUCCUUGACCCACUAGGGCAGUGAUGGCGAACCUAUGACACGUGUCAGAGGUGACACGCAAACUCAUUUUUUUGGUCAGUUUUUCUUUGUUAGAUGGCAUUUAAAUAUAUAAAAUAAAUAUCAAAAUAGAAAUCUUUGUUUUACUAUGGUUGCAAAUAUCAAAAAAUUUCUAUAUGUGACACGGCACCAGAGUUAAGUUAGGGUUUUUCAAAAUGCUGACACACCGAGCUCAAAAGGUUCGCCAUCACUGCACUAGGGUGACUGCAGAGUAAGAGGAGGGGAGGGUAGAGGGUGUGAGUAUUUUAAUGUGUAGGUGGGAGUGGGGUCGAAGAGAAGGCCGUCUAACAGCUUCUCCUCUGGGAGUUUCAGUCAGGCCAGCUUGCUGUAGGUCUGGGUAGUGGGUCACGGCUGCACUGGGAUUGGAUUGGAGGGAUACAGCUUGAAGGGAGUAGGGAGCAGUCAUACGUUCCAGCUCCAGGACACUGUGCUCAGGAAUUUGAAAACGCUGCUAUACUUAAUCUGGUUACUACAUUUCUUCCACUCCCCUCAGCCCCUGCCAGCCUUACCAAGGCCCAUCCCCGCCUGUCAUCACCCUCUGAUGGAGCCAGGAAGCUCAGCUCAGGCUUCCCCACCCUUUGCACUAGUGUCUCUGCAGGUUGCUGGUUGUGUUAUAUGUGCUGUUCCAUCGUGUUGACUGCACUAAUAAUAAACCUUUCACUCAACUCUAAAUUCUUAAUUCAAUAUUACUCCCCAUUGUAAACUUCUCCCCUGCUUUGGCCUUUUUUCUCACCUUAAUUCCCCUUCUUUCUUACUUUGUAACCUAUCCUUUUCUUAGAACUAACCUCUGUUUUAAGAGGCUGUCUGUCUGGGGUUAGUGGGCACCUCACAUCUUUUCCCUGUGCGCUCUCCUACACCCUUCCCUCCUGUCCCCUGUUCUAUAGCAGCCAACACUCUCUCCAGUGAUCUGAAUUUUGUUUUGUUCCAGGGUCUGCCUCUGCCCCUAAUUCCAUGUCUUCUGUUCCUGGGGUUGGGACACUUCCCACAGAAGUUAUUCAUGUACCUUUCUCUGUCGUUCUACCUUUGCUUUGGAAUCUGGGAUUCCAUCGUAGGCAGGGAAGCCUCUACCCCCAAUGCCUUCUAACCGAGAAAGCCAAUGUGAGGAAGGGAACCUGGAACAACCCGCUGUGGUUGUCAGACCUCUAGACACUUCUGUAGGCGUUUGCUGCCACCUUCUCCCUUCAUGAGAAAAAGGAAGUGUUCUUUUCCUUGAGUGUUACAUUUUUAAAUUUGUUGGCACUAUCAUGUACCAAGUGUAAACCUAAUAGUACUCUAGAUGCUCUAGUGGGAGUAAGGGGGGUGGGCAUCAGGGCAUUCCUGUGCCAACUGAAUCUCUACUACUUUUUUUUAUCCUUUUCUAUACUUUCACACGCACAGGUCUGAUCGUUAAUUAGUGGUGAACACAUUACAAUAUAGAGCAUAAGAGGCAAUAUAUGUACUCUAGUGAUACCAGUAGUGCUUUUCCCCCCGUGUUUCCUUCAAAUUUACUUUCAGAACCUACUGCUCAUUUUUCAGUAUCAUGAAUGGUACCAAACCUUCCAUUUAGGGUAGAUUUGGUUUUGGGAAACAAUAUUCAGACGAUUCUGCAAGGAACUCACUGGGGUAGGUAUGGGGGAGUUCAUGUAGCAAAAUGGCAUCUACCUUCUAGACUUACUCCCUAGUGGAGAUGAUUAUAUAAUAAGACAUAAUAAAUACCAGAAGUGGCUUCACAAGCAAUAUGUAAGCAGAGGGAAGGAAGAUAAAGCCACUGACUGUGAUGGGCACCAGGAAAGACUUUUUCAGGAGAAGUGGUAUUUGUUCCUGGGUCAGAGUUUGGCAAACUUACAUCCUGCUGUCUGUUUCUGUAAAAAAAAAAAUUGUAUUGGUCCCGGCCAGUGUGGCUCAGUGGUUGAGCAUUGACCUAUGAACCAGGAGGUCAUGGUUUGAUUCGCGGUCAGGGCACUUCCCCAGGUUGUGGGGUUGAUCCCCAGUGUGGAGCGUGCAGAAGUCAGCCGAUCAAUGAUUCUCUCUCAUCAUUGAUGUUUCUGUCUUUCUCUUCCCCCCUUGCUGCUUCUCUGAAAUCAAUAAAAAAAUAUUUUUAAAAAAUUGGAACACA